UAAAACCAGUGCAGGAUGGUGGGGGGUACAGGUUUUGCAGUGGUUUGAGAGGCGACCCUGUGCACACUUACCUGGGGGUUAAGCCCCACGGAAGCCCAAAUAAACAUGACAAGGGUUGUGCUCUUGGAAGUGUAUGCAGCUAUAAAUUACCAGUUAUCUGUAUUCCGCGUGACAUAAUUUGGGAGAACAUAUAUGAGAGAGGGUCUUCUUCCCUUUUCUCACCCCCCCCCCGAGAAUUAAACUAUAGUAUUGCUGGACUGUAACAAUGUUACUUGGGGCCUAGGUUUUGUUAGUUUUUUUAAAGGUCACUCAGCUCCUUCACUUCAGAAGGCAGCAUAUCAUUUAACUGGAAUGCUUAAAUGUGGAUUUUAGUCUACUGUUGGUUUUAUCUCUCACAGUAGGUUAUAGAAGAAAGUUUAAGUUGUCUAUGUUGCGGGAUAGAAGUGUGGUUAACUGAUAAAGCCCUUGCUAAUCUGUACUUUUCUUUCAAAAAAACAAUUACCAGCGUCAGUGUUGUGCGUCAGAUUGCCUUGUAAUAUAAGAUAAGUGUCUGCGUAUGUUAGAAUGUUUAGUCUGUUUUAGAAUUCUGAUAAGUGUUGAUUCAGCAAUGUUCCCUUGAUUUCAUUCAGCAAUGUUCCCUUGAUUUCAGUAGAGCUUACUUCCAAGUAAGCAUUUUGACCUAAAACAUUUUCUGAGUGGUAAAUAAAAAGAAUUACUGUACUAUUACAGUACUACAUUGGAAUAUGAGAAUCAAUAGGAGUAGGGAGGUGGGACUAAUACAUAAACCCACAAUAGCUGAAUAUGGAAGAGAGCCCUCUGUGUACACAAGAGUACUGUUUUAUUGUAGAAAUUCAAAUAUCACAAUGUAAUAGGAAGCAUCCAUUAGGUUCAGAUAACAUGGGUGUGCAGGUUGGUCAUUCUGAGAACAUAAAGUGCCCUGCUGAAUCAGACUAAAGGCCUCUCUAAUUGAGUAUCCUGUUUCUCAGAGUGGCCAACCAGAGUGUUAGGGUUGUUCAAAUGGAGAGUACAUUAACUUUCAGUUUAAAGUUCACCUCAACAGGGGCAACAACCUGUGGUUCCUUUACCAGGGAAUGUUGUGGAGAACUUAAUUUGUCAUUUCCUACUGUUCUGCAAUUUGUUUGUUUUUUGUUUGCUUAUGUUCAGUUUAGAGAAUCAGGUUUCAUUUAGUUUUGUCCUCAGUUGCUAGUAGAUCAGAAAUUGAGGGAGAAUUUGUAUGAUUUGGAAAAUCUGCAGGUUGAGAGUAAGUGCUGGAUGUGGGGAGGUGAAGUUCACAGAGUGUGUAUUAGGUUGGUAGAAAUUGCUUCCAAAAAACGGAUUUCUCUGAAUCAAGACAAAAUGAAUGGAUCAUCACUGCUGCUGCGAUUUCCACUCUGUUUUCUUCAGAGAAGGUUUCCUAAUAGUCUUGACUAUUGCUGGAGGUCCAGCCCUGUAUCUGCUUUUUCAUGUGCCCAACAGCUGAAUUCAUUACAACAGUGUUCUUCAAGGAGGAUGAUAUCUUCAAAGGGCUUGAACACAGGCCUCUGUUAUCCAGCAGUGUUGGAACAUCAGACACUCUCUGACCAGGAACAGAGACUUCUAGACAAAUUGUACAAUGGAUUAAUUCAAGGACACAGGGCCUGCCUGGCAGAAGCCAUUACUCUCGUAGAAUCCACACACAGCAGGAAGAAGGAGAUUGCACAGGUGCUCCUUCAGAAGGUACUAUCCUACCACAGAGAACAAGAGCAGUUAAAUAAAGGAAAGCCACUAGCCUUUAGAGUGGGAUUGUCUGGACCUCCUGGUGCUGGGAAAUCAACAUUUAUUGAAUGCUUUGGGAAAAUGCUCACUGAAAGAGGACACAAAGUGUCUGUCUUGGCAGUGGACCCAUCCUCUAGCACCAGUGGUGGCUCACUCUUGGGUGAUAAGACGAGAAUGACCGAGUUGUCAAGAGAUAUGAAUGCUUACAUCAGGCCCUCUCCAACCAGAGGAACGCUAGGAGGUGUAACGCGGACCACAAAUGAAGCCAUUCUGCUGUGUGAAGGAGGAGGCUAUGACAUAGUUCUUGUAGAAACAGUAGGUGUGGGUCAGUCGGAGUUUGCUGUUGCUGAUAUGGUUGAUAUGUUUGUAUUGCUACUGCCACCAGCAGGAGGUGACGAGCUGCAGGGUAUCAAGCGAGGUAUAAUUGAGAUGGCUGAUCUUGUUGCUGUAACCAAAGCUGACGGAGAUCUAGUUGUACCGGCACGGAGAAUUCAAGCAGAAUACGUCAGUGCUCUGAAAUUACUCCGUAAGCGCUCAAAGGUUUGGAGCCCAAAGGUAAUACGAAUCUCUGCCAAAACUGGAGAAGGCAUCUCUGACAUAUGGGAUAAGAUGACAGAAUUCCGAGACCUCAUGCUUACAAGCAGCGAGUUGAUGACCAAACGAAGGAGACAGCAAAAAGUGUGGAUGUGGAAUGUAAUCCAAGAAAGCAUGCUGGAUCAUUUCCGGAGUCACUUGGCAGUGAGAGAUCAGAUUCCACUUCUGGAAGAAAAGGUUGUCAGUGGAAUUCUCUCUCCAGGGCUGGCUGCAGACCUAUUGCUCAAAGCUUUUAAAGAAAGAUCUUAACAUUCACCUUUGUGCAUGACCUGAUUUUCACCAAUUACCUGUACAUUACAAACAGUUUCCUAAGGCAUAAAUUGUUCUACUUCAGUGAA
Molecule: messenger RNA, 2687 nt
Organism: Podarcis raffonei (Aeolian wall lizard)
Lineage: Eukaryota; Metazoa; Chordata; Lepidosauria; Squamata; Lacertidae
Gene: MMAA
Product: metabolism of cobalamin associated A
Exons: 7
Coding region: 1273-2598 (441 amino acids)
Cellular component (GO): cytoplasm
Molecular function (GO): GTP binding; GTPase activity
Source: RefSeq, a predicted model, not a curated record